Molecule: messenger RNA, 1284 nt
Organism: Arabis nemorensis
Lineage: Eukaryota; Viridiplantae; Streptophyta; Magnoliopsida; Brassicales; Brassicaceae
Source: the annotation of a GenBank genome assembly
AUGACUUCAACGGAGCCAACAGAAUCGCUCAACGCUCCCAAGCUUCAGAUCUGGAACAACGCUGCUUUCGACGAUGGAGAUUCCAAUGUCAAUUCCGCCAUCGAAGCUUCUUGGUCUAACCUCCCUCCCGAUUUCAUCAACGAAUCAUUCGAUUCCGAUUGUAGCAAAGAGAAUCAGAUUCCACUUUCGGUAUCCUCAUCUCUCAAAUCCUCAGUCUCGUUCACCACUGAUCCGCUUCGCUCCGGUAAUGUCCAAGAAAAGCCACCGAGGUCCUGGUGCGAAGCUCCGUCAUCAAAAUCCAAGACGGUGAAGGAAAAAUACGGUGCGGAUCAGAUCAAAAGGCGUGACGAUCGAGAUAUUGACGCAGAGAUCGAAGAAGUAGAAAAGGAAAUCGGACGAUUAUCGACCAGAUUGGAGUCGCUCCGAUUAGAGAAAGCCGAGCAAACCGCAAGAAGUAUUGCUAUACGAGGAAGAAUAGUUGCGGCGAAGUUCAUGGAAUCUCAGAAACAGAUAGUCAAAUUCGACGAUUCGUCUUUCACAGGUACCAAACCAAAAACCACCACCCGUAGAGGCGUUAGUCUUGGACCAGGGGAGAUAUUCUCUGCUUCGAAGAAAUCCGAAACGGUGACUCCUCUUCAACCGGCUCAGAAUCGACGCAAGUCUUGUUUCUUUAAGCUUCCUGGCAUCGAGGAAGGGAAAACAACAAAGCCUAGAGGACGAACGAGUUUGAGCCUGAGUCCAAGAUCUCGUAAAGCUGCAUCGAAGCACACGGCAGCUCAGAAGCAAGCAGCGACUACGGUGGGGUCAAGGAGAGCGGUGAAGAAAGAAGAAGGUGUUCUCUCUUCAAUCCAGCCUAAGAGGCUUUUUAAAGAAGAGGAAAAGAAUGUUGCUUUAAGGAAACCAUUGAAACCAGGAAGAGUGGUGGCUAGUAGGUACAGUCUGAUGAGCAAAACUCUGACUGCGGAGAAAGAUGCAAGGAAACGUUCGUUGCCUGAGAACGAAGGGAAAGAGAACCACAGGUCGGAGAAGAGAAGAGCUUCUGAUGAAAAUAGCAGCAAGAGCGAGGGCAGAGUGAAGAAGAGAUGGGAGAUUCCCAGCCAAGUUGAUGUGUAUAGCAGUGGUGUGAAUGAUGAGACUCCUAUAGGCAAGGAGCUACCUAAGAUCAGAACGCUUCGUAGUGUGGGAGAGAGCCCUCGUGAUUCAGGUGCUGCCAAAAGAGUUGCGGAAUUGGAAGGCAAAGAUCGUAGUUUCGCCUUUUGCCAGCUUCUCAAGUUUGAAGAAUGA